GUGACGUAGGCGGAAGUAAACAACAACUGCUUCAAACAAACUUGGCACGGAGCGCAGCGGAGCUCUUCCAACAUGUCUGUCACCAACCCGAAACAGACGAUUUUAAACCCGGCGAUUCCCUUCGCUGGGACGAUCCUGGGCGGCUUGCUGCCGGGGGAGAUGGUUCUCAUCCAGGGCUCAGUGCCCAGUGACGCCGACAGGUUCCAGUUUGACUUCACGUGCGGCAGCAGCGUGAAGCCCCGAGCCGACGUGGCGUUCCACUUCAACCCGCGGUUCAAGCGCUCGCCGUGCGUGGUGUGCAACACGCUGCAGAGGGAGCGCUGGGGCCGCGAGGAGAUCCUGCACCAGAUGCCCUUCAGCCCCGGCGCCGCCUUCGAGGUCAUCGUGCUCGUCCAGAACGACAUCUUCAAGGUUGCGGUGAACGGCGCUCACCUCCUGCAGUACAAACACAGGCUGGACCUGCAGCGUGUCGACACUCUGGCCAUCUCCGGAAAGGUCAAAGUUGAAGCCAUCGCCUUCCUGCCCAGCCCCAGUGUAGUUUCCCCUCCAGCCAGCGGGAGCAGCAGAGACACACAGGUAACCAAGGUGGAGCUCUCGUCCUCCGGUGACUUGACUCUUCCGUUCAGAGGUCAGCUGCUGAAGGGUCUGGCUGCCGGCCACAUCAUCACCAUCAAGGCUCAGACCAGCCUCUAUCCUCACAGUUUCAGUGUGAACCUGCGUGUGGCUCAGAGCGCCGACAUCGCGCUGCACCUGAACCCGCGGCUGAAGGCGGGGCUUUUCGUCAGGAACUCCUUCCUGUCUGAGUGCUGGGGGCCGGAGGAGAGCGAGCUCGCCUGCUUCCCCUUCGCCGCAGGACAGUACUUUGAGAUGAUCAUCCUGUGUGAGGCUCAGCAGUUUAAAGUUGCCGUGAACGGGAUCCACCAGCUGGACUACAAGCACCGAGUCCAGGACCUGAGCCGCAUCACCGAGCUGGAGGUGCUGGGAGACGUCCAGCUGCUGGACGUCAAGCUGUGCUGACCUCCAAGCUCACACACACACACACACACACACACACACACACACACACACACACACACACGUAGCCCGAGCUACAGUCAGAGCUGGAAUGGAUAGAAAAGCAGAAGUGCAGUCCUGCCACGCGUUUGUUCUCCAGGCCUGGAAAUGUCCUGGAAAACAUCCUUACAAUUACCAACUAAAGUCUUACAUUUUAAAACAAUGAUACCCAGUUUAUAAGUUUUCUAAUCUUGAAAAUAAAAUUAGGAAAACUGCAAUGAAAAAUGAAUCUGCAUGGAAGUGAUCCUCGUCCGCUGAACAGAAAUUACAGGUCGGAUCUUUUCUGUCUGUUCCAGUUCUGUGUUUGAACCACUGAUCUAGAAUAUUCUCUCACAUAAAAUCUAAUAUAUUAAUAAUAUUAUACAGUAAAUACUCCAGUAUGCGUUGGUACAAAGACAAAGUCUCGUUCCAAAGUGAGAGACAGAUUGGUUUUGAAAAUGACACCAAGAGACAGGCUUGACGUUGGCCUGUGGGUUAAUGAAGCCCAGAGUGGAGGCUGGGAGGGACCAGCGGGGAUCCUGUCAGGUCAUAAACGUGACGCGGCGUCCCGACGCCUCGUCACGCCAUGCGGGAGCCUCGCCACGCCGUCCCGGCGCCUCGUCGCGCCGUCCCGACGCCCCGUCACGCCGUGCGGGAGCGAAGGUCGAGGUCCGGAAGGUUCCCGUUGGUCUGACAUGUUGGCGUCUUUUAGGAGGUUGAAGGGGAACAGCAAAUAAACUGAACUAACUUUACAUCUUUAUGAAAAAGUGACACCGUCACAAACACGCUCAGUUUUCUGAUCGGAGGAAUUAGUUUGUGGUUUAACAAACAAGUAAAAAACAGUUUGACUUUAGGAUUUAUUUUCUUUUAUAUUCCGGUUUACUUUCUGUAAUUAAUGUAAUUAAUGUGAUGCAGUAAUCUGAAGGUCCAAGCUCGCUUCAUCUGAACAAACUAUUAGCUCGCUCAUUAGCCAGCAGGCUAAUCAUAUUAUUGUUAACAUGCUAACGCUAGCUGCUACUUGUCAGUUAACUGAACAAAGUGUUAGCUCGCUAACAGCAGGCUAUCGUGUUACUGCUAACUCGCCAAUGCUAUCUACCUGAUAGGUUAGCUAAGUGCACGUGAACAAAGUGUUAGCUCGCUAACUAGCCAGCAGGCUAAUCAUAUAAUAAUGUAACUGUUACCAUGCUAACACUAGCUGCUAACAGCUACAUUAGCUUGUGUGCUAAUCAGAUGUGGAGGUGAGCUGAGCCGACACUGUGGCUAACCAGCUAACAAGCUAACAAGCUAACGUCAUCUAAUCACAAAGUCAAUCAGAAACAAAAAUCAUAUUAAUUUUCUCUCCCCAGCGGGCGUAACAGAAUAAACAGAAUGAUUAGUUUUUUCUUUGUUUUGAUGAUUUAGGGGAAAAGCUGUUGCUGCCUUCAGGGCCUCUGCUGCCUUCAGGGCCUCUGCAGCUGCUCGUUCCUGUUUCUGUCUCUCUGAUCAUUCAAGUCACAUGUUUCUCUUCGUUUACCGUCAUAAAACAAAACUGUGACUGUAAACUGAAAUCAGAGCCUGAAGCCUUUCCCCUCGCCGGCCGCUCUGUUUCCUCACAGACAUUUAUCUACAGACUCAGUGUGUAGAGAUUAUUUAAUGAACCCAAGACUGUGGCAUCAAGACAAACGUUAAGAAAUCACAAUUUUGGCUCGAACAGAAGCACAAGAACAUUUUUUUUGCAAGAGGCUCUGAGCUGCAGAGUCAGCAGUCUCCACUUUGCUCAGUAUUUUGUUGUUUCCCAAAGGGAGAGAGGUUUUAUAUUUAAUUCUCUCAGCCCGCAUGUUUAAAAGAAAAAAAAAUACAGAAAAUGGAAAACUUGUAUUGCUCUAAUGUUGCACUAGUGAAGCACACUGUUGGUUCACACAGAUUGUGACUCAGGAAUUAUCUGGUUCCAUUAAACAUCAUUCACACCGUGUCAGAUCUCAUGAAAUCAGCUUUGUGUCUUUGAGGUACGAGUCAGAGAGAAAACUGAAACAGUUCAGGUGUCAGGAUGCAAACUUUUGUAAACGUCCACGCUGCAGGUCAAUCCUUAUGAUUCCUCUGCAUGUUCAUGAUCAUUUUGAAGGAAACUGAAUGUAAUUAGCACUUUUCCUCCACCGUAAACACGAUGCAGCUCAGGCCAGCGUGUGCAGGAGAAGCUCUGUUUUUUUUUCUCGUGUUUGUCUUUAAACGCCGGUCGGAUUCGUUUUAGGAUGGAUUUCUGUUGUGUGCACUGAAACUACACGGACUCGCCCUUUAAAGCCGCACGAGGAAACACACAUCACACAUCACCGGCUGCAGAUGUCAGCAAACUACAUUACCCAGAAUCCUGUGAGUCUGUCGUGUUUUCUGUUUGAAAGUGGGACUCUGUGAUAAGUGUCUGACGUGAAAACACAUCAUUUAUUAUAAUGAGGAGAUUUAUCAUUUUCUUGUCAUUCUUUCAAAAAAAAAAAAUUUUGUUGCUAAUUUCCUGGUAAUUUUUUUUACUUUUAACUCAUUUCUUGCCAAUUUUCAAGUCCUUUUGUGCUACGUUACUCCCUGUUUUCUCUGCCAUUCAAAAGAUCAAAAUGUGUUUGAAGCCUCAUGGCGGCUCGGAUGUGUUUCUUUGCAGAUGAUGAUGAUGUUUAUGUGUUUAUUCAUGGAGUGUGUGUGUGUUGGUCUGUGUGUUCAGACGAAACGCCUCUCGACCAAACUGUCCCCGAGUUAUUUUAAUCACGGCUCUGCAGACUGAACACGCUAAAGACCAAAAACCCUAAAAAUAAUAAACUGUGUGUUAACUGAAAA
Messenger RNA from Myripristis murdjan (pinecone soldierfish), 3831 nucleotides. RefSeq names its product galectin 8a (gene lgals8a). NCBI's taxonomy places the organism in Eukaryota, Metazoa, Chordata, Actinopteri, Holocentriformes, Holocentridae. The coding region runs from base 73 to 1017 and encodes 314 amino acids. The transcript is spliced from 9 exons. The record is from RefSeq and is a predicted model, not a curated record. Gene Ontology annotation, cellular component: cytoplasm. Gene Ontology annotation, molecular function: carbohydrate binding.